Messenger RNA from Triticum aestivum (bread wheat), 903 nucleotides. RefSeq names its product extensin-like. Bases 15 to 542 code for a protein of 175 amino acids. Lineage: Eukaryota; Viridiplantae; Streptophyta; Magnoliopsida; Poales; Poaceae. The transcript is spliced from 2 exons. The record is from RefSeq and is a predicted model, not a curated record.
CCUCCUAAAUUUCUAUGCCCCCAAUCAUCUUCCAGCCGCCUCCCACCUCCUCUCCUCGAAUUCCGGCGCCGGCCAACCCCUCAAGUGCCACUUGGCGCCGCUCAACUGGCCAGCCGCCGUGGGUCAGGCGCUCCCCACCUCUCCCGUGGUGCCACGUCGCCCAACCACCUCCUCCCACCGCUGUGGCCCUGCCAGGCCCAUCCGCAGCCCAUCCCGGGCCGAGAUGGGCCCGAGCCGCCACCGCCCGGGAUCCCUUGCCUGCUCCAGCAUGCGCGCCGCCGCCUCCGAUCCGGAUCGGGAGAGCCCCGAUCCCCUCCCUCGUGUUCCUGCCGUCUCCGCCGCCUGGCCUCCCGCCGGUGACCACCGCCGCCAUGGAUGCCAUGGUGCCGCCGGAGUUUGCCGCUGACGCCAGGAACGGAGAGUCAGCUCCAGAUCCGGCCACUGGAGCUCGGCCUCAGCCUCCUCCUUGCCUCCUCGACCCCCCGGCGACCCGCCUUGCCAAGCCGCCGCUACCACCAUUGCCCUGCUCAGGCUCGAGCUGAACAACGGUUCGAUCCCCUGCAUCCCCUGCUUCGUGGUCGCGUUGACCAAGGCCCAACCUACCCUUGGCCCAUCCGCGCAGACCUAGCAGCCGCACCAGAUCCACUAGGCCAGCCGGCCUGCUAAGGCCCGCGGUGUGCAGCCCAGUUCUUCUUAGAUUCAGCCCAUAGCUGUUUUUUUCUGUGCACUGCGAAUUUGUCUAUUAUUCCAGAGAUGACUGUUUUACAGGAAAGUCCCUAUUCUUCAUGCAUUUAAUAACUUCACAACUGUGCAUCGGAUUAAAAUGUUUUAUAUAUGAAACUUGCUUAGAAUUUUGUCUAGAUUCAUAAUAUCCAACUUUCAUCCAUGUUCAAAAUGUUUAAA